CGCAUUUGGACAGCACCUUUUGCAAGGCCAAAGCCCGCUCUCCCCAAGUAAACUCGACCCAGGACUCAUUUCCGCCGCCUGAGUCAACGGGCUCCCGAUCCGGCACGAAAACAGACACACCAGGCAGGCAGACACGGCCACCAUGUCCCGCUUCUUCACGAGCCGCGACAGCGACAGCUCCAGCGAGGAGUCCUCCGAGGAGGAGCUCUACAGUGAGGAGGAGGAGUCUCAGGAGGGGUCCGAGGAGGAAUCCGAGGAGGAGUCUGAGGAGGAGAGCGAGGAGUCUGGGGAUGAGACGGGGGCGAAUCGAUUCUUGAGGGAUAUCGAGGAGAGCGACGAGAGCGAGGAUGAGGAUCGGGUCAAGGCGGUCAAGAGCGCGAAGGAUAAGCGGUUUGAGGAGCUGGAAGCGACGAUCAAGGUUAUGGAGAAUGCGGUCAAGAUUAAUGAUUGGCAGGUUGUGCAUACCGAGUAUAACAAGCUCAACCGCUUGGUUCCGGGACUCAUCAAGCAAAACGAUGGAAAGGUGCCGAAGCUGUAUAUCAAGGCUGUAGCCGAUCUGGAGACGGUCAUGCUCGAGACCAUCGAGAAGCAGAAGGUCACGCCUAAGAAGAUGAAUGCCAUCAACACGCGCGGUCUCAACGCUGUUCGCCAGAGCAUCCGGAAAAAUAACAAAGAGUACGCCAAGGAUAUCGAUGCGUACAGGGCGAAUGAGGAGGAGUUCAUGCGUGAGGAAGAGCCCGAGGAGGUGCCAAAGAAGGUCACCAAGAGGCCGAAGGCGGCUCUCGAUCUGGAUCUCCAGCUCGCGCAGGAGGCUGAUACGGAGGGUUUCACGACCGUUGUGGGAGGCAGGGGGGUCCAAUAUACUCCUGAGAGCAUCCUGAAGCAUCUGCGGGCGAUUGUGGAUCAGAGAGGAAGAAAGGGUGCUGAUCGCAUGGAGCAUAUCCGGACGCUGGAGAAGCUGCUGGAGGUUGCCGUCCACGACUAUCAGCGCAUCAGGCUUCUUUUGACGCUGAUUUCUACGAGAUUCGAUCUCAGCUCGGGUACUGGCAAUGCUAUGUCCCCGGAGCAGUGGAAGCUUGCCGAGCAGAAUCUGGGCAGACUUCUGGAGAUUCUCGAGAAGAACAAGAACAUUGUCGUCAUUGAGAACGCCGAGGAUUGGGAGGAUGACGAGAAACUGCCCGUUAUCAGCGACGAGGAGAUCUUCAAAAUCCCCGGAAGCAUUGCUUCGUUCGUUGAGAGGCUUGACGACGAGCUCACCAGAUCGCUCCAGCAGAUUGAUCCGCACACUGCCGAGUAUGUCGAGCGGCUAACAGAUGAGACGGUUCUGUACACGCUCUUGGUGCGCGCCCUGGUGUAUGCCGAGAGCUUGAAGAGGAAUCCUCAGCUCGAGCUUAGCCAGGAUGUGCUUAACCGGAUAAUCAUGCGCAGAUUGGAGCAUGUUUACUUCAAGCCAUCUCAAGUGGUCACCAUCCUCGAGAAGAACAGCUGGAACGCCCUCCCCUCUAACCUCGACUCGCAAAUCACUCCCCGCGAUAUCUCCAACGACACCACCUCCCUCGUGAAGACUCUCUGCACCUAUCUCUUCCAGUACAGCGAAGGCAUCCUCCGUGCACGGGCUAUGCUGUGCGAGAUAUACUUCCUGGCUCUGCACGAUCAGUACUACAAGGCGCGUGACAUGAUGCUCAUGUCGCAUCUCCAGGAGACGAUCAACAACUUCGAUGUAAACACGCAGAUCCUCUUCAACCGCGCACUCGUCCAGGUUGGCCUCUGCGCUUUCCGCGCCGGUCUCGUCUACGAGGCACAGACAUCGCUUCAGGAGAUCUGCGGAAGCAACAGGCAGAAGGAGCUGCUCGCCCAAGGUCUCCAGAUGCAGCGUUUCUCUCAGAUCUCUCCUGAACAGGAGCGUCUUGAGCGCCAGCGACAACUUCCCUUCCACAUGCACAUCAAUCUCGAACUCCUCGAAUGCGUCUACCUCACCUGCUCCAUGUUGCUCGAAAUUCCUCUGCUUGCUCAGAUCGGCUCGUCUCCCGAUAUCCGGAAGCGUGUCAUUAGCAAGACCUACCGCCGUCUCUUAGAAUACCAUGAGAGGCAGAUCUUCACCGGUCCUCCGGAGAACACGAGGGACCACGUCAUGCAGGCUUCCAAGGCGUUGUCGGCAGGCGAGUGGAAGAAGAGCGCAGAGUUCAUCAACUCCAUCAAGAUUUGGGAUUUGAUGGUCAACUCAGCCAAGAUCAAGGAGAUGCUGUCCGCCCAGAUCCAAGAGGAGGGUCUCCGGACAUACCUCUUCACCUACGCGCCCUUCUACGACACGCUGGCCAUCAAGACUCUGUCCGACAUGUUCGACCUCCCCGAGCGCAAGGUCAGCGCCGUCGUCAGCAAGAUGAUCUCGCACGAGGAACUGGCCGCCGCUCUCGACCAGGUCAACUCAGCCAUCAUCUUUAGGAAGGGUGUUGAGCUGUCGCGCCUGCAGACGCUGGCCCUCUCGCUCAGCGACAAGGCCUCCGGCCUCAUUGAGUCGAAUGAGAAGACGCUCGAGCAGCGGACGCAGGGCACAGCUAAUGCCUUUGAGCGGCAAGGCGGCAGGGGUGGUCGCGCUGGUGGCGGAGGAAGGGGUCGGGGCGGUGGACCCGGCGGACGGGGCGGAAGGGGUGGACGGAAUCAGCAGUUUACGGGGGGUGCGUUGGGGAGGGUUAUCCAGGCGUAGGGGGAGGAGUGUGGCCUUUGAGUAUGUAGCGGUCAUUUUCCUUUUUUUCG
This is a messenger RNA of Westerdykella ornata, 2754 nucleotides long. Its product is annotated as eukaryotic translation initiation factor 3 subunit C. The transcript has 4 exons. NCBI's taxonomy places the organism in Eukaryota, Fungi, Ascomycota, Dothideomycetes, Pleosporales, Sporormiaceae. Gene Ontology annotation, cellular component: eukaryotic translation initiation factor 3 complex. Bases 143 to 2704 code for a protein of 853 amino acids. Gene Ontology annotation, molecular function: RNA binding; translation initiation factor activity; translation initiation factor binding. Gene Ontology annotation, biological process: translational initiation. The record is from RefSeq and is a predicted model, not a curated record.